CCAUUCAUCCACAGAAUGGCGGCAAAGAUAAACCAAAACACUAUUUUGUGUUUAUUUAUUUUACUGACUGCCGCAGUGAUUGUCAUAAACUCAGCAAGACUGAGUGACCCUAAGAUUCUACUGCCAUACCAUAGCUCUGUCAUCACAAAUUUCACUUUGAAAAUCAAUUUAUCGAGAGAAGAAGCUAGACUUCCAGACAGUUGUUACACAUGGCAGUCCACUCAGCAGGAAGUGGCCACGAUUCAACUGGUUAACAGUACAGAUGGAGAGUGCGCAUUCUCAGCCGUCAUUUCUGCAGUGUCUAAGUCUCCCUACAGGAAAACCUCCAUGGUGCUCGCUGAAAAUAAAGUAACUGGAGAAGUACUUCGUUGCAUUGUGAUUGUGGAGGCGAUAUCGCGAUUUGAGAUCGAGACCACCACACGAUUAUUGUAUCUAGAAGACUCGCCAGAGGAGCUCAUAAUUAAAGGAUAUGAUGAAGAAGGAAAUGUGUUUUCUAGUUUGGCUGGAUUGGAGUUUGAGUGGAGUUUACUCCCCGACACAAGUACCCAGCGAGAGGAGAUGGUGGAAAUCCUCAGAAUCACCAAGUUCACUGAGUCUCACUAUGUGAUGCCUAAUCACAUACAGCAGCUGGAGGCCAAGGGUCUACAGGGAGAUCUGAUCCUGGUGGAGGGGAUGAGGACCGGGAGCGCACUCGUUAAAGCUCGCAUCAGGGACGGGGCAUACAAGGACGUAAAAUCACCAGUUGUGAAGUUAGUAGUGGUGGCCAACUUAAUCAUCAGUCCUGCAGAGGCUUACAUCUUAAAACACGCCACGAUAAAAUAUGCAGUAAAGCUGAUCAAACAGAGCUCAAUGAUAGAAAUCUCGCUGCCUUCCUCCCAGUUCUUCCUGGAGGUACAGGAUGACGGUGUUUGUAACUUAGACGCGAAAACCUCCAUAGCAACAGGACAGGAAAUCGGCUCCACGGAGAUCGUGCUGACAGACAGAAAUCUUAAGCAGGAUGCCCUUGUUAAACCAAGUGCCAUGUUGUACGUUGUGGCCCCUAGCUACCUCGGGUUUGUGGUGCUGCCGGACAAGAAGUGGGUCCUGGAGACUGAGAAAGAGUACACCAUUGUCAUUGAGCUGUAUGAUAAAAACAGCCACAAAAUCUACCCUUCUGAUAAUGUUAUACUGAGGGCCUUGUUUCCUAAAGAAUACUUUGAUGUGAGAUUCUCCACUAAGAACGGGACUUAUCACCACGUGUACACACUGAAGCCAGGGAAAACCAGCGUUGAAGGAGUCUUGAAAGCCAUUGUACAAGAGGAUGGUACAGAGAUAGAAGUUAACCCGGCUGUAAAAGGCUCCCGUUCGGUGGAGAUUUUUGACCCAAUUCGAGUGAGACCUGAGACCCUCUACUUUCCCUGGGACCCCCACUCACCCACAAGUCACCAGUACAGAUUACAGGUAAAGGGAGGAAGUGGGGAGUAUGUGUGGAGCUCUUCUAACGUGGAGACCACCACCGUCAGCGUCAGAGGGGAGAUAACAACCGGAAAACGAGGAGAGGCCACCAUCACAGCCGCUGACGCCAAGAACAGGGUUCACACAGGGACAGCCAAGGUGUAUGUUUUGCCCCCAGAAGACAUGAAGUUUGUCCCGAAGCAUGUGGAGGCCAAGGUGGGGUCAGAGCUAGAUAUGCCCCUCUCUGUGUUCGGGCGCCACCAAGGAAAACUUUUUCCUUUCAAUGAUUGUCGCAGAAUGAAGGUCAACAUUUCAUUCUCUGAUCCAACCGCCUUUCAGCUGAACAGAGUUUCACUUUCACUCCCUGAGGAGGGGUGUUGUUCGUUACGACUGAAGGCCGUACAGAGAGGUCACACGAUCGUCGUCGCCAGUUACACCUCUCGCGGAAUCGAGCUCUCCGCCUCGGUAACCAUAGCAGCUUAUGAUCCACUCAUGCCUGUGGACCCCGAGAAGUUGGCGGUGAUAGCUGUAGGAUCAAGGAAGGAGCUGGUCUUUAAAGGCGGUCCCCAGCCAUGGGUCAUAGACUCACUCAAGUACUUCCAGGAUUUGACCAGUACCAACUCAGCUGUCACCAAGGUUCAGAAAGUGAAAAUCCUAGGAAACAACCGUGGUUUCCAUAAUUUUUAUGUGACGUGUGUUGACUUUGGGGAGCAGGUCAUGACCCUGAGGGUGGGUAACAAUAAAACGACGACCAAUCAGUAUCCAGCCAUCGCCGAGGCCUCAAUCAGGUUGAGUUGUUCUGAACCUGUGGGAUUACAGCUCCACCCUGAUCUGAAAUAUCCAGAGAAUCUCCCUCCCUGUCCUGUAACAAGGGAGCAAGGCAUAGCAAUCCCGGUCCACUGUCAGAGAGAUCUAGACAUCCUGGUCACGGUCACCGAUUCCCUCGGGAGGAAGUUUGACAAUUUCUCCUCCCUGGACUUUCAGUGGUCAGUUUCUGACCAGUCCCUGGCCACACUGGACAAUUCUGCGGACAGCUCCAUACAGAUCUCCACCAUGUCCAGCAAGGAAGGAUUUAACUACGUCAAGUAUUACCGAGGCCUGCUACCUCGAGGUCGACCUGGGUUUGUCGUCAUCACGGCCUCCAUCAACUCCUACCUGGAGAGACAUCUGAGAAUGGCUGGAUCUCCCAUAUCAACCAGAAUCCAUCCCAAGAUAAGCCGAUCCCUGGAGCUAAAGCUUGUGGAGGAAGUCAUUGUUAAACCAGACAUCAUCUCCCUGUUCAAUCACCCCUCUAACACUUACACUGUGGACAUUCAGAAAGGUUCAGGAUUUUUCCAUGUGAUCCCUGAUCAAGCAGGGGUUGUUAAUCUGGACUAUACUGAUAAAACCAAACAAAUGCAGGUGGUUCCCGUGGCUGACGGCUCUAUGAAGGUCACGGUGUAUGACCUCUGUGUUUACGUACGACACCCGCCCACAGCCACCAUAUUUGUGUCGGGAGUAGGAAGUGUGGAACUCUCUGUCACAGAAAAGGUUGAAGUUGAUAAAGAAGCCAGGGUCAAGGUCAGGGUCAUGGAUGCCCACGGUAAACCCCUGCAGGCCAGCUUCUUCAGAUUAAUGGGGCUCAAAUUGAUUCCCACUUCUAAUAUCAUCACCAUCAGAAAAGACAAGGAUCAGAGAGAUGAACUCUUCACCGAGUAUUACAUCAUGCAUGGAGCACAAGUUGGUCACACUUCACUGGUCGCGGAGGCUCAUCCCAGUCACGGUGUGGUGAUUAGGAGUCUCGCCAGACCAGUAGAGGUUUUUCCACCACUUCAGCUAAUUCCCAGAAACAUCACAAUGAUUAUUGGAGCCAAGUUUCAGGUACUCAGCAAAGGAGGCCCCACUCCCCAGUGUACAGUGCUGUUCUCUAUCAAGGACAGUCGUAUCGCGGACGUGUCCAGCAGUGGUCUACUAGACGCCCAGAAUCUGGGGACCACGAGGGUAUUAGGUCAGGCGGUGGGUCAGGACCCAGAGACAGGGGAGACUAUUAUAUACUCUCAGGAUGAAGUAACAGUUAAUGUGGUAGAAUUGUCGGGGAUCAGGAUUCACUCCGCGUUAUCAAGGAUGCAGACAGGCACCAAGAUGCCGCUGUAUGCCAUUGGUCUGUCCGAGCACGAGACCCCGUUCUCUUUCGGGUCGGCCAUGCCUCCUCUGGUGUUCACCUGGACCAUUAAUAACAAGGACGUCAUACAGCUACAGAAUGUCUUCCACAAGACAGGUCUGAAGUCCCCAGCAGAGAGUGACUUUGCUCGUCAACUGGUGGCCAUCUCAGCUGGACAGGUCACCGUCAAACUGACUGUUAGACCCCAUCUGACCUCCAGGUCACAGAUGAAAGGUCACAAAACACUGACCGAUGAACUGCAGGUGGAGGUUUUCGAAAAAUUAGCAGUUAUCAGCCCAAAGGUCUGUGAUGGAAGAAUUCUGUUGACCCCAAACACAGAAGCUGUCAUCAAAACUAACAGGGAUGGCUCUGCUAAGAUGAGUUAUCAAGUGAUCUCCCUGGAGGACCCCAGCCCAGUGACUGUGGGGGAGGGAGGGUUACUGUCCAGCGGUCCCCUCACCGGUCAGGUGGCGCUACACGUCACAUCGCAGGAGGAGUUUGGGACCAAUCAGACCCUGGUACUACUGGUCAGGGUAAAACCUGUCUCUUACUUGAUGAUAAACUCCGAUUUGUCCUUGAGCACAUCUGAAGGUUACAUUAAGAGCAUUCCUGUGGGGACGACCUUGACCCUAGCCAUAACUUACCAUGACAAUGUGGGAGAACAGUUUUAUGCCACCAACGUCCAGAUGAGAUACCGCUGUAGCAGAUAUGACUUUGUCCACAUUAAACAUGGACCAGAGAACGACACAUUGGUUGUCAGGGCAGCAGAAGUCGGACAGACCAUACUCAAGGUGUGGGAUCAGAGAAAUCCCUGGCUAGCGGAUUAUAUCAACAUUCCAGUGGAUUAUGUCAUCACACCGUCCAAGGUCACGAUGACCCUGGGGACAGUCGUCUGUUUCAAAGCUCCCCUCGUCUCUACCAGGGGUCAUUCUGGCGUCUGGCAGAGUAGAAAUAAGGUGAUUGAUGUAGACAAGAAUUCUGGGAUUGGAACCGCAGAUACUAUAGGGCUCCACCUGGUGGAGUACACAUUGACACAGGACGUCACCACCUACACAGAGGUGACUGUGACUCCUAUUGAUCAGCUGACCGUUGAUGACUCCUGGUCAUUUCUCACCAAUGUCAAGAAUCGCCUGACAGAGUACUUCAUCCAAGUGACCUCGAACUCCAACUCAGAGGUCAUAGGGGAGAAUUGUACUGUUGAGAUUCAGGCGAGGGGUUUCCAGCCGAGUUUUGUCCCUAUCAGCUGUGGACUGGAGUUCUCCUCCAAUGUCAAUGGUCUGGCUGUGGAAAAUCUUUUCCAAGUGUCAGCUACAUUCAGCUCCAAGAAAGGAAAGUAUGGAUGCCUGUUGAAAAAGUUGCACCCUGAGACAUUAGUUCAACAGAUUAGUACCAUGUCUAUAGAGCUACAGUUAUUUGUGCUGGUCCCCAGUAUAGAGAACCAACCCGAAGUGAGGGCACCAGUCAAGAAGUACCAGUAUCUGCCUCCGUUUUACGUCCACAACUCGGACGUUUCCUUGUCAACAGCAGCUCCUCUCUCAUCCAUCAGAGUAUCCACCAUUCCUGAUCUGUCCUCGUGUAUACAGGCUGCAGUAAGUGAUGAGAGCAUUCUAGAGGUCAUGACUCCAGAGAAAGACAGCCAAUCAGGAAUUAUUUUGAUAUUUCCCAUAAGGCUUAUAGAGUCUGCUGCAUUAUGGGAGAGAGAGAAUACUGAGAGUCAUGUGGAACUAUCCUGCAGAAAGACAGGUCAAAAGGUCAGACUCCCAGUAUCGGUCAGGCUGAUUGGACAACGGCCAGAACAGUUUGGUUACAGAGGUCGUUCUGUGGGUUGGGGAGCUUUCUUCCUGAACAGCAUCAACAACAAUCAAUCUUUCUUCUCCUACCUCUUCCUCAUCAUAGCUACAGCUGUAGCAGUUCUAGUCGGAUACCACUACAUAAUUGGACCCCGUUACAAGGCGGCCACCAGCAGUAACCCAGCCUUCCUCAGACCCGGCGCCGCUGGAGCUGCCUCCCCUGCCCCACCUGUCUACCCCCAACCACAAUACUCACCCAGUCACUCCCCACCCCCAUACACAAGCUACGCCUCACCACUGACUGGUGCCAAGUCCCCAAUCCUGUGGUCCACGGAGUACCACCCUCAGGACGGGAGCAGUCCCCGCCGGCGGUCCCCCUACAGUAGAUCUCCCGGGGUCUCCCCAUCCUUCAGCUCCAGACAAAGUCCACUAUAACCAUUCCGUUAGUAGCCCAACAAAUUUUUAGCUCUUCUUGAUAAAUCUUCAUCAUCAUCCCCACUGAAGCCAAAAUAUUCCUUUUCUUGUGCAUCUAGACUUGAAUGUUUGAUGAUAAAUGCUUACAUUGACAAAAAUUAUUGAGUGAUUGGUGAUAUAAGAAUUUUUCUGAAAAGGAUUUCAUGCUUGUUAAAUAUUAUUUCAUUAAGUCUCAUUGUCUCUCAAGAGAGUGAGGAGAAAUGAUUGUAGAAUUUUGUACCGUUUUGCAUAAUAAUCAAUUAACAGCUGGCCUGAAUGGCUGAGGACUAGAUGUGAGGGGUGACAGAUUCUGUUUUGUAUGAUGAGAGUUUUGUGUGAUAGUGAGGAAUGCCAGUGAUUGUGUGUUGUCAGUGAUUUAUAACAUUUCUUGUCGUAUGUUUAUCUGUAUAUCUAGUUAUUUGCAAUGUGUUCAUAGCAUUACACAUGUAUAUAAUUUCUGUGUACAAGGUUAUUUUUGUCUCAUGUUAUUUUUCCCUCUCACACUUGCAAACAGAUUUGUUCAGUUUUAAAUUUGCCAAGUCAAACUUAAAAGAAAUAAUACUUAGUGUGAAUUUCUUCCGCUUUAAAUUUGCCCACCUGUGAGUAGGGCAAAACAAGGGCAAAAAUUUCCCUGUUGUCUUAAUGACGUUGGAUCCUGAUAUUUAAUGUCUUAAACUUUUUUUCUCAAGUAUAUUUUUAUUAGGGCCCCGCAAGGAUUUGCGGGUGCCCUAUAGUAAUCACUCUGUCCGUCCGUCCGUCUGUCUGUCUGUCUGUCUGUCUGUCUGUCUGUCUGUCUGUCUGUCUGUCUGUCCGUCUGUCACUCUUCCGUCCACAAAUUUUCUGUUUUUUUCUAAUAACUUUUUUUAUGGUUGCCCAAUCAAGAUCAAAUUUGGUAUGGUAGUUCAGUAGGCAGAAAUACAUAUUUUGAUGCUAAGUUUGGUUCUCUAUGUCUUCUGGUUUGGAGCUGGGGUGGUUGGGUAGAUUCCUUAACUAUGCAUAAGAAUGAAUGGGCAACUUUUUUUAUGGUUGCCCUAUCAAGUACAAAUUUGAUAUGAUAGUUCAGUAGGCAGAAAUACAUAUUUUGAUGCUAAGUUUGGUUCUCUAUGUCCCCUGGUUUGGAGCUGGGGUGGUGGGGUAGAUUCCUUAACUUUAUAUACAAAAGCAUUGGCAAAGAGAGAUAACUGCUGAAGAUGUUCCUAUUGUAAAACUGAAUGCUGCUAUGAGUCCCUUGAGAUUAAUUAGCUUUCCUCCUGAAGAAAAUCCAGAGCAUUAUCUUUAUCUGUCAAAUUGAGAUGAAUUACCACCUCUGUCUGCAAAUGAAGUUUGUUUUGAAGUUAAGUCAAUUUGGAAUGCUAUGAACACUCUGAAAUGUGGAUUUAAAUAUUAUAAUUUUUUAUAAUUUAU
This is a messenger RNA of Saccostrea cuccullata (small rock oyster), 7221 nucleotides long. Its product is annotated as nuclear pore membrane glycoprotein 210-like. Gene Ontology annotation, cellular component: nuclear pore. The transcript has 44 exons. Bases 16 to 5799 code for a protein of 1927 amino acids. The record is from RefSeq and is a predicted model, not a curated record. Lineage: Eukaryota; Metazoa; Mollusca; Bivalvia; Ostreida; Ostreidae.